Molecule: messenger RNA, 1269 nt
Organism: Centropristis striata (black sea bass)
Lineage: Eukaryota; Metazoa; Chordata; Actinopteri; Perciformes; Serranidae
Product: proenkephalin-A-like
Exons: 3
Coding region: 295-1041 (248 amino acids)
Biological process (GO): neuropeptide signaling pathway; chemical synaptic transmission; sensory perception
Cellular component (GO): neuronal cell body; axon terminus; dendrite
Molecular function (GO): opioid receptor binding
Source: RefSeq, a predicted model, not a curated record
ACUCAGAGAGCGCGCGGUCCGUUCCUUCACCUCGAGUCACUGACAACCAACCGCAGUGAGCGCGCGGACAGUGAGGGCGCGAGCAGAACACGCGCUUUGUGCAUCAGUGUCGCUGAUUGGCUGAACCGUGACCGGUCUGUCCUCCGCGUGCAACACACGGAGCCUCGCGCACAUAUAUUGGGUGAAGGGGCUCGCGCAUCUCACCAGUUUCCCCACUCCGCCGGUACCCCAGAGGGCACGCGGACGAGGAAAGCAUCAAACAGCUUACUGUCGUUUAAAAAAAACAAAGAGUCCAUGGCUGUCCCCACACACAGCAGCUGCCUGUGGAUGUUGGUUCUGGGCGCUUGUGUGUCGCUGGUGGUUGGAGCGGAGUGCGGGAAGGAGUGCGCACUGUGUGUGUACCGUCUGCUGGGACAGCAGUCUGGUUUCUCCUCCCUGACUUGCUCACUUGAGUGUGAGGGAGGGUUGGACAGCCAGAAGCUCCGUCUGUGCCGGGACUUCCUAUUGGAGGAGGAAAACCACAUUCCUCUGAAUGCUGACAGCCGUCAACAGCAGGAACAGGAAGCAGCGGGCGCCAUGACAGCUGAUGACGAGGACGCAACAUCACCAGAACACCAGCUGGCCAAGAAGUACGGUGGCUUCAUGAAGCGCUACGGAGGCUUCAUGUCUCGCCGCUCCUUCGCUCCAGAGGGGGCACCGCUGGAGGACCCCGGGAACCAGGAUGAAGAAGAAAACGUCCGCCUGGAGGUCCUAAAGAUUCUCAAUGCGGCGGCUGAGCAUGGUGGUAAGGGGGAUGGUGAGGGAGGCGAGGUGGCGAAGAGGUACGGAGGCUUUAUGCGUCGGGAUGAAGGAGGAGUGGCACAGGGCGACCUGCUGGAGGCGGUGUUAGGCCGCGGGCUCAAGAAGCGCUACGGAGGCUUCAUGAGGCGUGUGGGCAGGCCGGAGUGGCUGGUGGACAGCAGCAAGAGUGGGGGGAUGUUAAAACGGGCCUGGGAGAACGGCAGCGAGCUACAGAAGAGGUACGGGGGGUUCAUGGACUAGGAUGCCACAGUUAUGACCCUUCAUUCCCCCUCAUCCAACCGCCUCUCUUCAACCAAUCACCUUGUAAUCUGGACUUGUCGGUGUUUGUAUAACGUGCUGCUGCCUACUUCAUCAGUUCACUUGCUCCUGUUAUGAUAAAAAAGAUGUCGUUCAGAUGUACACAAAUCACUUUUUGUUCCGUUUUGGUUUUGCUGAUGAUAUUAUUUAUUAAAAGAAUCUGUUGAUGAA